AAUUAAAUGCUUAAAUUUUUAUAUAUAUUUAAAUAAUUUUAAAUACGAAAACGAAUUCAUAUGAAUAUUAUAAAAUCCACUUCCACCCCUAUUCAGUGCCAGCAAAAAUAGCCAUGAUUGGCCACAAAAAAAAUAUUCGGCUCCGUAUACAAGACGUCACCUGUCUAUUCAUGGGUAUCAACCCGUUUUGACUUGCGAGAAGGGACUCAGAACCUUCCUGUUGUUUUUUUGGUGUGCCGCCAACUCUGACCCUCAACUCUUAUCCUUCCAAGAAACUUCAACUGAAAUCUCUCAUAUGGACAUUCUUGUGACAUCAUCAGAACAAGUCAAUCCUAUCCUCUUCCGUAAUAUUAAUAGCCAUCGAACUCUGGAAUCCACAACAAACACAUUCAGCUAUUAGUGGAUUACCAGUUGCAUCUGUGAUCCAGUAAGAUAGGAGAAACCAUGGGAGAAGAGGGAGUGAAGCUUUAUGGGAAUAUCCUGAGUCCCUUCGUCCUUCGGGUGGAAUGGGCUCUCCAGCUGAAAGGCAUCAAAUAUGAGUAUGUGAAUGAGGACUUGCUCAACAAGAGCCCCCAGCUCCUUCAGUACAACCCAGUCCACAAGAUGGUCCCUGUGCUCGUCCACAACGGUAAGCCAACUGCUGAGUCCGUUGUGAUCGUUGAAUACAUAGAUGAGGCAUGGAGUGACCUCUACCCUCUCUUGCCAUCAAAUCCUUAUCAGAAGGCCAACACUCGUUUCUGGGCUAAAUUUGUUGAAGAAAAGUGCUUGCAUGGCAGUUUUGAUGUCUUCUCCAAGGUGGGGGAGGAGCAGCUGAGGGCAGUGAAGGAGAUGCAGGAGAGCCUUAAAACUCUGGAGGGACAUCUUGAGGGAAAGAAGUUUUUUGGAGGUGAAACAAUAGGGUUUGUAGACAUCAUUGCAGGUUGGAUGGCAACUUUGCUUGGAAUCAUUGAAGAGAUCAUUGGGAUCAAGAUCAUCAAUGAACAGGACCUGCCUCUGAUCAGUGCCUGGAUCAAACACUUCUUGGAUCACAACCUGGUGAAAGAAACCAUGCCCCCUCAAGAAAAAGUCAUGGCACAUAUGAGAGCCAUCCGAGAGAAUGUGUUAUCCACUAUGUCUGCUUAGACAGAUGAACUCUUCCAAUAUGCUGGGCAAUUUAUACAUAAAAAUUCUCCUCCAGAUUAA
Phoenix dactylifera (date palm) is the source of this 1182-nucleotide messenger RNA. Its product is annotated as glutathione transferase GST 23-like. Gene Ontology annotation, biological process: glutathione metabolic process. NCBI's taxonomy places the organism in Eukaryota, Viridiplantae, Streptophyta, Magnoliopsida, Arecales, Arecaceae. The record is from RefSeq and is a predicted model, not a curated record. Gene Ontology annotation, molecular function: glutathione transferase activity. Gene Ontology annotation, cellular component: cytoplasm.